UCCAGCCCACAGGGGGGAGUGGUCUGUUCAUGUGGCCGAGUUCAGAGCACUGUAUCACGGCCAGCCUCCCAGCUGUGACUCGCUGUGAUUUCCUUUUCUUCUUCUCCCCCCCCACCUCUCUACCCUCGCCGUAACUCCCAGCAGGGCUGUCUCCCGUAAAGAUGGAGCUCCGGACGACCAUACCCGCUCUGCUCUUCCUCUCUGCCGCCUGUCUGCAGUCGGUGUCCGGCGCGGCAUCACGGAGAGGACCGAAAGUCACCGAGAAGGUGUUUUUUGACAUCACAGUGGCGGGUCACGAGGUGGGGCGGAUUGUCGUGGGCCUAUUUGGGGAGGUUGUCCCACUCACUGUCAAUAACUUUGUCGCCCUGGCAACUGGAGAGAAAGGUUACGGCUACAAAGGGACAAAGUUCCACAGAGUCAUCAAGGACUUCAUGAUCCAGGGAGGAGACUUUACAGCUGAAGAUGGAACUGGAGGUCACAGCAUCUAUGGAACAACUUUUGCAGAUGAAAACUUCACACUGAAGCAUUUAGGAGCCGGCUGGGUGAGUAUGGCAAAUGCCGGUCCGGACACCAACGGAUCACAGUUCUUCAUCCUGGCUACCAAAGCACCGUGGCUGGAUGGGAAACACGUGGUUUUUGGCAAAGUCCUGGAUGGGAUGUCUGUGGUUCACACCAUCGAGCUCCAGGACACCAACGACAGAAACCUGCCGUACACCGAGUGUGUGAUCGUCAACAGCGGCAGGAUCCCCGUCAAAGAGCCCUUUGUGGUGGAGUUGGAGGGCUGGUAGACGCCACUGUUAGAACAAAGACCCUAUCUGAUAUUACAUUCUGGUGAUCAAUCAGAAGUCCAGUUUGCCAAAUUCACAUUCACGUAUUAUCACUUUUGCAUGUUAACAUGUAAGUAACUAGGUCAAGGUAUUUGAAAUGUUUUGAUUCUCUAUACUCAGGUAAUAACCUUAUAUCUCCAAAAUGGCUACUUUUUUAAGAUUGCCAUAUUUUGAACUAGAUGCAAUUUCGACGACAAAGCAACUUUAGAAUCAGCAGAUUCUGGCUUUAUUUUAUUUAAGAAAAACCAAAAGGUUUUAAAUGGAUUCCUGAUUCCUAGUGAGAAAGUCGCCAAGUUGGCAACACUGAUUUGCUUAUUUAUUCGUUACAUACCCUGUGUAAAAGGACCCGUCAGAGAUGAGCAUGUAAAACACAUGCCAAAACUUGGAGAUAUGAGAUUGUCAGCCAAUAGUAGCACACUGUAUGCAGAGAGAAUUCAUCAAUUCACUAAAAUCACUGUGGCUCAUGCUAACUUUUGUUAGACGUUAGCUGGCAUACUUAGUAUAGCAUAUUUAGUGGAUGGUUGCCAGUUAGCAUCCUCCCUAAAACUCUGUAUCAAACGAAAUAACUGUGCUUUAAACAUGACAAACACCAUGGAAACUUAAAUUGACAGAACUAUGUAGCUCUUCUUUAAUCUCCAAUUGCCAAAAUCAUUCCUUAUUUGCCAUUUGCUUGCAUUUUCUAUGCAACUAAUCAGUACUUAAAUAUCUUCAUUUUAAUUACUGUUAACAAACAUAUGCAAAAGAAGACGUACUGUAGCAAGUGUCAAACGCCAUUCUUGCACUUCAUCUUUCCAUCGUUGAAACUUUAGAUUUCCUUUCUCCUGUUUUGAUUAAAUGGAGAUAUUGUCUUCCUGAUGCUUUAUGAACCAUAUCAUGUUUGCAAAAAC
This is a messenger RNA of Etheostoma spectabile (orangethroat darter), 1714 nucleotides long. It is a transcript of the gene ppic, whose product is annotated as peptidylprolyl isomerase C. The record is from RefSeq and is a predicted model, not a curated record. Bases 162 to 788 code for a protein of 208 amino acids. Gene Ontology annotation, biological process: protein folding; protein peptidyl-prolyl isomerization. Gene Ontology annotation, molecular function: cyclosporin A binding; peptidyl-prolyl cis-trans isomerase activity. Gene Ontology annotation, cellular component: cytoplasm; intracellular membrane-bounded organelle. The transcript is spliced from 6 exons. NCBI's taxonomy places the organism in Eukaryota, Metazoa, Chordata, Actinopteri, Perciformes, Percidae.